AUGGCUUUAGUGAACCGAACCAUAAUGCAGUUAGCAGGGAUUUUAUUUUGCCUGUUGGGAUGGGUGUUAUCCUGCCUCACUACUUAUUUACCUCAGUGGAAAAAUCUCAACUUAGAGUUGAAUGAAUUGGAGAUCUGGACAAUGGGACUCUGGCAAGCCUGUGUAGUUCAAGAAGAAGGGGGAAUGCAGUGCAAAGAAUUUGACUCUUUUUUAGCUUUAUCCCCCGAGCUCAGAAUUUCUAGGAUUCUGAUGUUCAUAUCCAAUGGAUUAGGACUUUCUGGUCUCUUACUCUCAAGUUUUGGAUUGGAUUGCUUAAAGAUUGGUGAACAACAACGGGAUCUAAAGAAGCGGUUAUUGCUGCUGGGAGGAAUAUGCUGCUGGAUAUCAGGAGCUACAGCCUUAGUCCCAGUGUCUUGGGUUGCUCAUACCAUUGUGCAGGAAUUUUGGGAUGAAACUAUUCCAGACAUCGUUCCCAGGUGGGACUUUGGAGAAGCGCUGUUUAUAGGCUGGUUUGCUGGAUUUUGUCUCAUUGUUGGAGGCUCACUGCUAAAUUGCAGCGUCUGUUCUGUUGAUGCUCAAUCGUCCUCGGUCCAUUAUACAGUGGCAGAUGUGCUAGAUGCUUGUCCACACUUGGAAAGUAACAGCAGACCCUGA
Messenger RNA from Candoia aspera, 654 nucleotides. Its product is annotated as putative claudin-24. Lineage: Eukaryota; Metazoa; Chordata; Lepidosauria; Squamata; Candoiidae. Gene Ontology annotation, cellular component: bicellular tight junction; plasma membrane. The transcript has a single exon. The coding region runs from base 1 to 654 and encodes 217 amino acids. Gene Ontology annotation, molecular function: structural molecule activity. The record is from RefSeq and is a predicted model, not a curated record. Gene Ontology annotation, biological process: cell adhesion; bicellular tight junction assembly.